GUGUGCGAGGGAUGGACAGCAGCGGCGGCGAGCAGCUCGGCGUAGGUGAGGAGGAGUCCGCCUGCAUGUCGGCCUCGGAGGGCCUGGAGGAGGGGGAGGUGGAGGGGGAGACCCUCCUCAUCGUGGAGUCGGAGGACCAGGGCUCGGUGGAUCUGUCACAUGACCAGAGUGGAGACUCUCUGACCAGCGACGUGGGCGAGGAGGCCGAUGGGGGGUGGGCCUGCGAGGACGUGUCCUUUUACUGUGACCACUGCCACAAGUGGGUCCCUGCAGCUCAGCUCAGAGGGGAGCAGCCGAGCUACCUGAAAGGUGACAACUUCUUCAAGUUCAUCUGCUCCGACUGCUCCGAGGACGCGAAGGAGAGCUUCGAGAGGAUGAGACUCACCUGGCAGCAGGUGGUGAUGCUGGCCAUGUACAACCUGUCUCUGGAGGGGACGGGCCGCCAGGGCUACUUCAGGUGGAAAGAGGACAUUUGUGCUUUCAUUGGUCGACACUGGAACUUCCUGCUGGGAACCAGGAAGAAGACCUCCACGUGGUGGAGCACGGUGGCCGGGUGCCUGUCAGUCGGUAGCCCCGCCUUCUUCCGCUCCGGCGCGCAGGAGUUCGGCGAGCCGGGCUGGUGGAAGCUCGUCCAGAACCGACCGCCGACUCUCCGUCCGGAGGCGGACAAACCCGCCGGAAAGGCCAAAGCCUGUAAACCCGCCGCGGAGCCCGUCAUGGCGGUGGAGGGCCUGAGGAGGCGCGGCGCCAGGAACCCGGUGGAGAACGCCAUCCAGCUGAAGGAGAAGCGGAGCCGCACGCAGGAGGCCAAAGACAUCCGGCGGGCUCAGAAGGAGGCGGCGGGGGGCUACGCCGACCGCAGUGCCUGCUCCACGCCGGUCAAACUGGGAGGAGGCCGCGGCGGAGGGGGCGCAGGGCGUCGCCCCGACCUCGUCUUGGAGAAGGGCGAGGUCAUCGACUUCUCCUCCAUCAGCUCGUCGGACCGAACGCCGCUCACCAGCCCGUCGCCCUCGCCCUCGCCGGACUUCUCUGGCCCGGGGACGCCGGCUUCUCACUCGGCAACGCCCAGCCUGCUGUCGGAGGCGGACCUUAUCCCCGACGCCAUGCCCCCCCAGGCGCUGUUCCACGGUGAUGAGGAGAUGGAGACGGAGGGAAUGAUCGACCCGGGGAUGGAGUACGUGCCUCCCCCUCGCCCCCACCUCGUGGCCCGCAAGAAGCUCCGCUCGGCGCCGCCACACAUCAAGCACGAGGUCGACAGUGAGGACGACGGGGGACUCGAGCGGGGUCGCUUCGAGGAGCCGGCGGGGCGCGGCGAGGGCCUGCCUCUGUCCGCUGGGGGGGCAGAGCGGAGGAGGAUAACUCACCCCGAGAAGGCCGACGGAAGCGGCGGCGGCGUCCCGCCGGCGCCCCGCUUCACCUCCCUCAGCCUCUACGAGGAGCGGCUGCUGCUCCGCCGCCUGGACGCCUGCCCGCUGGCCCUGGCCGUCACGCCGCCGGCCAAGCGCCUCCACAGGAAGCUGCUGGUUCGCCAGGCCAAGAGGCAGCGGGGGCUCCCCCUGCUGGACGUGGACCGCGCCGUCAGCGCCACUCUGGGCCUGGUGGGGGGGAUCUACGGCGCCCAGGUGGCGGGGGCUGUGGAGCAGGGUGGAGUCGUGGGGAAGUACUGCACCAGCAGCCAGGAGCUGCGUAUUCUUGAUCGCUUCCAGACCAACGUCUGCAGCAGAAGAGGCCUCCAGCAGCAGUCUGUGUCCUUCUGGCGUCGUCUGAUGGGAGCAGAGACCAGUUCAGACCAGACCAUCAAGAGCCCCUACAGCUCCCGCCUCCUCAAGCCCUUCAUCAGGAGGGAUUACGAGAGUCGGCCCGUGAAGCUGAGGCUGCUGGGGGAGGUCCGAGCUCACCCCCACAGGAAGGAGCCCGGCUGGACGCCUGAGGCCAACGCCCCCAUCGACUACUGCUACGUCCGCCCCAACCACAUCCCCUCCGUCAACGCCAUGUGUCACGACAACUUCUGGCCAGGUGUUGACCUGUCAGAGUGCCUGCAGUACCCCGACUUCAGCGUGGUGGUCCUCUAUAAGAAGGUGGUGGUGGGCUUUGGCUUCAUGGUUCCUGACGUGAAGUACAACGAGGCCUACAUCUCCUUCCUGCUGGUCCAUCCCGAGUGGAGGAGAGCUGGCAUCGGCACCUUCAUGAUCUACCAUCUGAUCCAGACGUGCAUGGGGAAGGACGUGACGCUGCACGUGUCGGCCAGUAACCCGGCCAUGCUGCUCUACCAGAAGUUUGGCUUCAAAGCGGAGGAGUACAUCCUGGACUUCUACGAUAAGUACUACCCGGUGGACAGCGCCGAGUGCCGCCACGCCUUCUUCCUCCGACUGAGGCGCUGAAGGUCCACGGGCCCAGAGGCACACGACAGCUUCUCCGUCUCUGAACCCGCCAACAAAACAAAUAACUGACAAGAUCUGAUCAAGUGUAUUUUUGUGCUCAUUAAAACGAUGAAGGAUU
This is a messenger RNA of Gasterosteus aculeatus aculeatus (three-spined stickleback), 2499 nucleotides long. It is a transcript of the gene kat14, whose product is annotated as lysine acetyltransferase 14. Gene Ontology annotation, molecular function: histone acetyltransferase activity. The record is from RefSeq and is a predicted model, not a curated record. NCBI's taxonomy places the organism in Eukaryota, Metazoa, Chordata, Actinopteri, Perciformes, Gasterosteidae.